Molecule: messenger RNA, 456 nt
Organism: Parnassius apollo (apollo)
Lineage: Eukaryota; Metazoa; Arthropoda; Insecta; Lepidoptera; Papilionidae
Source: the annotation of a GenBank genome assembly
AUGCGAGAAGCGGCUUGUGACUUUUUUCCGGACUUCGACGCUCACAACCACAUCGACGGCAGCUGCCCCAAAGAGUGGGUGGCAGAGCGGCACACCUACCACGCCAUGGCCUUCCUUUCCAGGGCUUACAACUUUCAGUGGAGCAGAUGGAACAUCUCGGCGGGUAGUCGCAAUAUUGUCAUGCAAAUACGGGAAGCCGUUGACAGAAAGAGAGAGGCAAAAUUCCAACUACUCCACGCAACACCACAACGCGCUACCAUACUUAUAUGUAACGAGCUGUCGCAAGAACUCAACCUGGAGCCUUUAGCUGGUCUUCAGUUCUACCCGGACUUGUUCACGCUUAACAUGUCCUACGGGUCGGUAGACGCGCGUCGAGCAGCUUUUAGUAUGAAAUAUAAACUCGUUGAGACAGUGUUCAGUAUGCUGCAAGAGCUAAAAUUGUGCAGUUAUUCAUAA